AUGAUCCUGGAUGUAUUGAAAAUUUCUCCAAUAUUAACGAUCUGUAUUUGUGGAGUUACAGCAUGGUGUGAUUUAGAUCUUGCAAUAUUAUUUCCUGAACGUAUAUGUGAAGGAAUUUCACCGGAUCAAAAUGAAAUAUUCCUGGAAUUAAAUAUCGAUCAUUUACUGCAUUGUAUUCGUCCGAAUACUCAAUCUACAUCUAGUCGUAAUCCUUUAUACAAUUCAAAUUGCACAUCGAACUCAUAUACAACAGUGAAUAAAUCUCGAAUUGGAUCUAAUUCUGUAACAGGAAUGAUUAGUAAUUUAGAUCAGUCAGUUUGUCGACUACUUGGUUUGAAAAUAAAAUUAGUUAGACGUAAAACUCCUUGUUUAGCAAUUGAAUUGGAUCAGUCAAGUGUUACAGGUCAUCCACGCGCUGUUUGGCAUUUUAUUCCCGUUCAAGUUGUACCUCCUCGUUUAUGGGAUGAAUUUGUUGAGCUACCAGAUCCAGAUUUUAAUGUGAGUAUUUCUUCCCACCAGUGA
Molecule: messenger RNA, 522 nt
Organism: Schistosoma mattheei
Lineage: Eukaryota; Metazoa; Platyhelminthes; Trematoda; Strigeidida; Schistosomatidae
Source: the annotation of a GenBank genome assembly